GAUCCAAAGAGGAGGGAGUUAGAUCACAUGGGUAAAGUGUAUGCAGCUCACAAGAGUUUUUACAAGUUGCUAGCUUGGAGUCACUUGGGGAGCCUAAGGGAGGAGCUGAUUGUUCAUAAAUAGAAGCCGGUGCUGGCAUGUUUCUAUGUUUCUGUGACUAAAUCAACCAAAAGAAGAUUGAUUUCAAAGAAGAACACAAUUGUGAAUCUUAUCUAUGUAUCCCCAAGGGUCUAAAGAAAAAAAAUCAUCCUGAUGCCAAGUUUGCAAGUCAUCAUACAUGAACAAAUAAGACUAUGAUGGAUUCAGUUAAUGUUGUGUGGACUGAAUCUUCAGAAAACAAAAGCACCAUUAGACAAGACUCCACCACACAAAUAAUUUUUGACGAAGAUACUAACAGACUUAAUGGACAUGUUGAAGAUCAAAAUGUACCUGCAACUUUUAGAAAACUCUCCAAAACUCAGAUCUUUACUUUGAUAUCCACUGCCUCACUCAAUUUCAGUUCAAUGAUCUGUUACUCAAUAUUGGGGCCCUUCUUUCCUCAAGAGGCACUGAAGAAAGGUGUUAGCAGUACAGUUAUUGGGCUGAUAUUCGGAUGCUUUGCCUUUUUCAAUUUUUCAACAUCAUUAAUUCUAGGAAAACACCUUGUACAGAUUGGAGCAAAAUUCAUGUUUGUAACUGGUAUGUUUGUAUCUGGAAUUGCAACCAUACUCUUCGGAAUGUUGGACAAAACACCUGAUGGACCAAUAUUCAUAGCAUUAUGUUUUGUAGUGAGAUCAGUUGAUGCAAUUGGAUUUGGAGCUGCCAUGACUGCCUCUUUUUCUAUUCUUGCAAAGGCAUUCCCUAACAAUAUUGCAACUGCCAUGGGCUGUCUUGAAAUCUUCACUGGCCUAGGUUUUGUGUUGGGCCCACCAAUCGGGGGCUUAUUGUAUGAAUCAUUUGGAUAUGAAAUACCUUUCAUUGUGCUUGGUUGCGUUGUCCUGCUAAUGGUUCCAUUGAAUAUGUUUAUCUUGCCAAGAUAUGAUGCAGUCCCUAGCAAAGACUCCUUCUGGGCUUUACUAACUUGUCCGAAAGUUAUGCUGAUGUGUUUUACUAUGGUCUCAUUAAGCACAUCUUUAGGUGUAUUGGACCCAACAUUAUCACUAUUCGUUAUAGACAAAUUUCAUUUAAAAGUUGGAUAUGUUGGCUUGGUUUUUCUAGGACUUGCUUUGUCAUAUAGUCUGAGUUCUCCACUUCUUGGGCUUAUCAGUGACCGCUUUCCAGGGCUGAGGAAAUGGAUUCUCAUCAUUGGCAACCUAGGUUCAGCUUUCUGUUUCUUUCUAUUAGGACCUGCUCCUAUCUUUCAAAUUGAGAGUAAACUUUGGAUGUUUGUCCUGAUGUUACUUCUGGAUGGUUUCUGUAUUGGACUAGUUGGCAUACCAGUUUACCCAGAAAUGCUCUCGUGUGCAUAUGAACAUGGAUUUGAAGAAGGCCUUAGUACUUUGGGUCUGGUCUCUGGAGUGUUCGGUGCAAUGUGGGCUCUCGGAUCAUUUCUGGGCCCAACAUUUGGUGGAUAUCUCAAUGAACGUCUUCAUUUUGAAUGGACAGCUGCCAUUCAAGGGCUGUUUCCCUUGGUAGCUGGUAUUUUAUGUGCAAUAUAUUACCUGUGGGAAGGAAUGGCAGUAAGGAAAAGGUCUAAUUUGCUUAUGGCCAACAGCACAGUUCAGGAAAGAGAACACUUAAUCAAAGAGGAGAAGUAAAAUGAGAAAGAAGCCCUUAUGUUUCUUUCCAAAACCCCUUUAGUCUUUACCAUAUUUCAGUUCCAGUAUUGGUAAUAUGGUGCAAAUGUGACUGGAAAAUGCUGGAGUGUAUAUAAAGCUGUAUUCCUAACUGGGGAUAUUGUGACUGGAUGAAUUAUAGUAAUUCAUGUUUCAGUGUGCAUUUUACUCUACUGCAAGAAGCUUGAAUGCUGUAUUUUUUGUAAAUAGCAAAGUUUCUGUAACUUUCACUGGCAGAAAAAUGGAUCACAAGAGUGGAGAAUCGUGCCAAGUACUAAUUGCCAUUAUUUACUUGGCCUUUCAGAUCUGCAAUUUAGUGUUCCUUUGUCUGACAAUGUGCAACAAAAGUAACUUUUUUAUUUAAAAUAUAUAAGAAAUAUAUAUAUAAUCUCCACAUUUCUUUAAAAAGAAACAUUACUUUCUGCAAAAUAUUAAUGAUUUAACUUUUAUAAUUAUCUGUGCUGGGACCAUGUUUUGAGAUUAAUUUAGAUAUGAUGAUAUAACAGAGCAGUGCUGUCCAACUUCUGCGGUGCCGAGGGCCGCUAAUGAAAGGCAGUUUUGACCACUCCCCCAUAGUUUCUGUAACUUUCACUGGCAGAAAAAUGGAUCACAAGAGUGGAGAAUUGUGCCAAGUUCUAAUUGCCAUUAUUUACUUGGCCUUUCAGAUCUGCAAUUUAGUGUUCCUUUGUCUGACAAUGUGCAACAAAAAUAACUUUUUUAUUUAAAAUAUAUAAGAAAUAUUUAUAUAAUCUCCACAUUUCUUUAAAAAGAAACAUUACUUUCUGCAAAAUAUUAAUGAUUUAACUUUUA
Xenopus tropicalis (tropical clawed frog) is the source of this 2564-nucleotide messenger RNA. RefSeq names its product solute carrier family 18, subfamily B, member 1 (gene slc18b1). The record is from RefSeq and is a predicted model, not a curated record. Gene Ontology annotation, cellular component: membrane. NCBI's taxonomy places the organism in Eukaryota, Metazoa, Chordata, Amphibia, Anura, Pipidae. Bases 294 to 1736 code for a protein of 480 amino acids. Gene Ontology annotation, molecular function: transmembrane transporter activity. Gene Ontology annotation, biological process: proton transmembrane transport; transmembrane transport. The transcript is spliced from 17 exons.